UCGUCUCAGCGAGCCAAGAGAUUUCAGUGCCAAAUUCCUCUGUUUUCCCAAAUCAAUGGCGUCCCAAUCCCGAAAAGGUGGAAUUUCACUCCCUGAGAGACGAAACCCCAAGAAAGACGAGAGCAAAAGCAUAAUCCUGAGAAUUUCUCAAUCAGAAAUCGUGGCUCGGGGAAAGCAGGCAGCGACGGACGCGGCAUUCGUAACGAAGAAGCUUUUGAAGAGCACUAGCAAGGCUGCCUGGAUCGCCGGCACAACUUUCCUCAUUCUCGUCGUACCUUUGAUCAUCGAGAUGGACCGUGAGCAGCAGAUGAACGAUCUCGAGCUUCAGCAGGCCAGUCUCCUCGGCACGCCUUCCUCAUCUCAAAAGUGAUCUCGUAAAUCUUCGAUACUCUAUACUCCUAGGGUUUAUGAUUCUUUUUGAAUUUUGGAGUAAAUUGAAAUUGAACUUACGUGAAUUUGAAUUUCGUUUUUCUGAGCUAUGUGUUUGAUUUCGGGGGUAGAUUAGUUACAAUAACACUGCUGGUUUUUGGUUGUAGUAAUGGUUAAUAACUUAAUAUCUUUGAAUUGAAGGAAUAUUUCUGAACUGAACCUUUUGAUAUUGAUUUUGUGGUGUAAUUAUAGAUAGUUUACUGAAUUUUCAGGCGUUUAUAUAAGUGAAAUUUGAGCUUUAUUUA
Molecule: messenger RNA, 674 nt
Organism: Cannabis sativa
Lineage: Eukaryota; Viridiplantae; Streptophyta; Magnoliopsida; Rosales; Cannabaceae
Product: mitochondrial import receptor subunit TOM9-2
Exons: 1
Coding region: 56-370 (104 amino acids)
Source: RefSeq, a predicted model, not a curated record